AUGUUUUUGAUGAUGACGUUGAUGAACUCAGCCUUCAAAACAAAGAAUGGAGAUACAAUAUGGAAAAGCGAGCUAAGGGAUGGGACUGGAAUGGACAAUGUGGUUUUCUAUCAGGACGGUUUCAGAGAUGGAAUUGACGCUGGCAAGGAGGCUUCCCUUCAGCAGGGUUUCAACUUGGGCUACAGAGAAGGAGCUGGUAAAAUGAAGGCUAUUGGUCAAUGCAAAGGAAUCCUUAGUGCCCUGCGGUGUUGGAGUCAGUCCCAGCCCUCAGUGAGCUCAGAGUCCAUCACACAGCUUCUUCAGAGAGUAGAGAAAUAUGAAGAAGGCCUAUUUGAGGCCAUGCGCAAAUCCCAAGAGCAGCCUCCUCCCAGCGUAUCAGAGCUUGUUGGAGAUAUGGAUGACCUGGGUAUGGAUCAGAGUGAUCAUGGACUCUGCAGAAACGAUAAAGACGAUGAAUGUUGCCGGAAAGGACAGAGCGACUGCUGUGGACUUGUCAAGGACAUUAAUGAAAGUUCAGCUAGGAUUCAUACUGAGACUUUGUUUUUGAAUAGGGAGAGCCUGGGGCAGUUACUUCACAGGUGUGUGGAGCUUGUGACUGAAAUGGGACUGCCUGAAGAGCUGAGGCUCCAUAUUCAACAGCUCAGACACGCAUCUGUUUAAAUUUAUUACAAGAAGAGUGAGCUUCAGUUUCAAUACUUGGUGUCUCUGUGGUAAU
Messenger RNA from Clarias gariepinus (North African catfish), 715 nucleotides. It is a transcript of the gene otulina, whose product is annotated as OTU deubiquitinase with linear linkage specificity a. The transcript is spliced from 3 exons. The coding region runs from base 1 to 660 and encodes 219 amino acids. NCBI's taxonomy places the organism in Eukaryota, Metazoa, Chordata, Actinopteri, Siluriformes, Clariidae. The record is from RefSeq and is a predicted model, not a curated record.